This is a messenger RNA of Nematostella vectensis (starlet sea anemone), 620 nucleotides long. Its product is annotated as ubiquitin-40S ribosomal protein S27a. Gene Ontology annotation, cellular component: cytoplasm; ribosome; nucleus. The transcript has 5 exons. Bases 120 to 593 code for a protein of 157 amino acids. Gene Ontology annotation, molecular function: ubiquitin protein ligase binding; protein tag activity; structural constituent of ribosome. Gene Ontology annotation, biological process: protein ubiquitination; modification-dependent protein catabolic process; translation. The record is from RefSeq and is a predicted model, not a curated record. NCBI's taxonomy places the organism in Eukaryota, Metazoa, Cnidaria, Anthozoa, Actiniaria, Edwardsiidae.
GGUCAGCGGUAUCCCCGCGAAGCCCCUGAUCCAUUGUGUCCACCCCGCGUGUCUUCCUCUUUCUCGUGGCCCUCCGCCAUCUUGUAUUAGUGUCUGCGCUGUAAAUUUGGGGCGGUAAGAUGCAGAUUUUCGUUAAAACUUUGACCGGCAAGACCAUCACCCUUGAGGUCGAACCCAGUGAUACAAUCGAAAAUGUCAAGGCUAAAAUCCAAGACAAGGAAGGCAUUCCUCCAGACCAGCAACGUCUUAUCUUUGCUGGUAAGCAGCUUGAAGAUGGUCGUACCCUUAGCGACUACAACAUCCAAAAAGAGUCAACCCUACACUUGGUGCUGAGGCUGCGUGGUGGUGCGAAGAAGCGCAAGAAGAAGAACUACACCACCCCUAAGAAGAUCAAGCACAAGAAGAAGAAGGUCAAGCUUGCUGUCCUCAAAUACUACAAGGUUGAUGAGAACGGCAAGAUCACUCGUCUGCGUCGUGAAUGCCCCUCUGAGUCCUGCGGGGCCGGUGUGUUCAUGGCAAGCCACUUUGACAGGCAAUACUGUGGCAAAUGCUGUCUUACCUAUGUAUUUAGCAAGCCUCAGGAGGGCAAAUAGAUGGAAUAAUAAACAUCUUUGAAUAUG